AUGGCCAAGAGAGCAUUGGGUAUUGGGAAGCAAAACAAAACUGCGAAAAAGCAGAAAAAAUCUGAUUCCCCCACACCAGAGCCCACUCCCGCCAGCCAAAUUCAAGUUGAGAUUGAGGAAGGCGUUGAUCCAGAUGACGAGCUUGUCCAGCUGAGGGGCCUAUGGAAGACAUACUUUAACUCGGACAGAGACGACGAGCUUGUGCUAAACGGUAUCGUUCAUGAAUGCGACCGCUUGUUGCGUGAAAAAGAAAACACCGAGCAGGCCAAAGACAAGGAAAAGCCGCACACUGAGCUUUCAGAUGAGUUCCACGCCAUCUACGCUUUGGCGUUGAGCGAACUGACAAUUUUCCGGGCAGGCGACGAGAGUAUGGACGAGAAAGACUGUCGGAAGGCAGUUGCCCAGUUUUUCGAUGCUGCCCUUGAAAGAUGCGACAUUGGGCUCUCCCAGUUCCCAGAUUCUGGUUUACUCAAGCUGACCCACGCCAAGAUUGUGCUGCAAAGAAUUCCACUUCAAUACAUCUCGAAGCUGACGAGCGAGAGCAAGAACGCCAAAAAGUUGAAGCUUCAUGAGCAGCUCGAGCAGGCUAAGCGGGAUCUUGUGCUGGACUUCAAGUACCGGGACCUGGUAUUUGACGUACUGCAGCUCUUGGAUGACCUGCUAGAUAUCUGCGAAAACUGGGGCCAAGGUGCUGACGACGACGAAGAGCCUCUUGGCAGUGACACUGAAGAGCAGGUGCGUGACCUUGAACUUCCUGCCGAGCACCCUCUCUCACAAAUUCGUGCGGAAACUCCAGAGAAUUUCUCUUUCUUGCGCGAGAAGCUCAAGGAGCUUUUGGCUACUCUUCCUAAGCCCGAUACCAAGGAUGUUGACAGCAAAGACGUUGAGCUUUACCGCUCUGUGGCUAGGAAACUUGGGCAAUUGCAUUUGAGAGCAGCUGAGCCUGCAUCUCAAGCUUUCCUGCUUCUGACCUAUGAGUCUACCGGCGAGAAAGAGAUGCAUGGCUUUUCAGCGCCCCAGGCACAAGCGGAGGCACUUAGUCUUGUGAGGGCCGCUGUAAAAUACUUGGAAGAAGCGCGCGAAGAUGACGAGCCACAGACGUGGGUUGACAUUGCCGAAGCGCUCACCAGUCUUGGAAACCUGUACGACGCGGAAAGCAAAGAGCAAGAAGAAUGCUACAAGAAGGCCGAAGACAUACUGAAGAAAGCCAACAAAGCUACUCAUGGCAAGUAUCAGGACGUCCUAGACAACUUGUUAGAGGCAAAGGACUGA
This is a messenger RNA of Lachancea thermotolerans CBS 6340, 1272 nucleotides long. RefSeq names its product Ett1p (gene ETT1). The record is from RefSeq and is a predicted model, not a curated record. Gene Ontology annotation, biological process: positive regulation of cellular response to hypoxia; translational termination; positive regulation of SREBP signaling pathway. Gene Ontology annotation, molecular function: protein binding. NCBI's taxonomy places the organism in Eukaryota, Fungi, Ascomycota, Saccharomycetes, Saccharomycetales, Saccharomycetaceae. Gene Ontology annotation, cellular component: nucleus. The coding region runs from base 1 to 1272 and encodes 423 amino acids. The transcript has a single exon.